AGACGUGGAUGGUAUUAUCCAAAAAGCAAGAAGCAAAAAAAAGUGACAAAAGCGUAGGAGGGUAUUUUGGUAAUUGUGUAAGAUCUAGUGCUCCAUUGCCUGAGCCUACACUGGAAAAGGAGGAAAAAGGAGCUCAAUUAUUGGGUGGCUCAAUUCGCCGUCCACACCGGGUUUUUUAUACGCUGUGGGCGCCUCUCAUCGUCUUCCUCUUGUAAUGCGCUUCAGUCUCCACCAAUGGUAGAGAGACACGGCCGCAAAAAGGGGCCGGACAUGAUCACGUGAUUACUCACACAUGAUGUUCUUUUUUUUUUUUCACAUUUACUUGGCUUUGCGGCUUUACCCUACGACGAAAGCGACCCGACGGAGCUCUCAACUGAAAAUCAACUAAUUUACCUUCCUAAGUAAUCUAGUUGGAUAGUCACUGAAGAAGAAGAAGACAAUUUUACUCAGCAAAGGAUGGCAGUUUUAACGAUGGAAACGUUGCCUUUAGGGUUUAGGUUCAGGCCGACUGAUGAGGAGCUCAUCAAUCAUUACCUUAGAUUGAAGAUCAACGGUCGUCAUUCCGAGGUUGGUGUCAUUCCUGAAAUCGAUGUCUGCAAAUGGGAGCCAUGGGAUUUGCCUGGACUGUCGGUGAUAAAAUCGGACGAUCCAGAGUGGUUCUUCUUUUGCCCGCUUGAUAGGAAGUACCCGAACAGCCAUCGUUCCAACAGAGCUACGGAUAAAGGAUAUUGGAAAGCAACGGGUAAGGAUCGAACCAUUAAGUCUAAAAAGUCACUGAUUGGCAUGAAGAAGACUUUGGUUUUUUACAAGGGCCGUGCUCCCAAGGGCCAGCGUACUUACUGGAUCAUGCAUGAGUACCGUCCCACUACAGAGGACCUUGAUGGCACCGCCCCUGGCCAGAGUGCUUUUGUUCUAUGUCGAUUGUUUCAUAAACCGGAAGAGAAGAAUGAUAUUGUGAAGUACGAUGAGGUUGAACAAACCGUAUGUUCGGCUGCCAUGACAAAAUCUGCUCCUGAUGAUGAUACAUCAUCGGAUCUUCUCCAAGAUACCAUAUCAUCUGAGACACAAGCUCAGAAUCCCGAUACUUCCAUGCGAAAUGGUCAAAUAACGGGUGACAGCUGCUGCAAUAGUCAUAUGACUUCUGAUGCAGAAGAUCACGCAGCUGAAGAAACCUUGAAAUAUCCGCUCUUGGGAAGCAAUUCAGACUUGUAUGAACCAAAUUGUGAUGAAAUUGAUUAUAAAGUCUUCUCACCAAUGAACUCACAUUUUUUUGAAGAUCUGCCGCCCUAUAUGGAUUCCCCUUAUGCAAGCGACUUUGGCCAUGAUCAAAAUGGAUUCCAUUUCCAGGAUGGGACUAGCAAACAAGAUAUAUCUUUCCCAUUGUUGGAUGAGGCCUUGAAUAACCGUGCUAACUUCUCUGAAGAGUCUAACAGUUGGAAAAACUUGGUUGCUGGAACCGAAAUGCCCUUGUCUGGUAAUGCAUUCAUUUCGAAGGCAAUGCCACCAGAAACCUCCUAUGUCAAAGAAAAUGGCAUAUACACUGAAAUGUUGCCAGUUCAGUAUGAGUCGGACGUUGGAGGUCCUGGGUGGCCUGGUGGGUUUGUUGAUGACAAGAACUCCGUGCAAAUGCUAACUUCCUUAGAGUCCAGCCUUACCCAAACUGGGCCAUAUGAUCCAGUAUUCAUAGGUGGACAUAUUGGUGGUCCUGAAAACUAUUGCGUUGGCCAAGCAACUUCAUCUACUAAUUCUGCAAUUGGUGAUUUUAAUAAUUUGCAACAAUUAACCAGUCUGAGGAAUCAUGUGAAUAACGGUGGUGUAACUGGAAUGAGGACUACAGCCUACCAGCCUCUGCAACAACCGUUAGAAGACUAUGAAACUCUUGGAACUGGAUUCAACUUUAGGACCCGUGGGCCUCAGGAAAAACCAAGUUUAGACAACAUUUUAAAUCAGGGCAAUGCUCCAAGAAGACUACGCUUGCUAAUGAAAAUUUCUAACGGACCAAUGAAAGUGUCUGCAGGCUGUUUUGAUGAUGGCAAAUUGACAAGUGCUGGUCUCGGUGAAGAAGAAGAAGUUCAAUCUACUCUAACUGAGGUCACAGAAGCAGAAGCUACCGGACAGACUUCUAGCUCUGAUGAGUCCAAGAAAGAGAAUCAGUUGUUCAAGUUCACUAGCAGCGAGGAUAUUGGUAAAGAACCUUGUACAAAACUGAGGCAGAGGGUUAAGGAAGAUAGCAAGCCAUGCAGCAGCCAAAUGUGUUCCAAGGCAGAGCCCAUGCAUAAACGCUCAAGCUCCCUAUCAGUUCUUCUGUUGGUCUUUUUCAUCAUUACCAUCUUAUUCAUUCUGGUCACGGGAAUAUGGAGAUGACACAUAUAUCUUGACUUGAUGUUGAACAUGAUGUAGGUAGGUUGAUUUACUGUUCUGUAUCUUGGUAGGCAAUGCGAUUAGGAACUGUAAAUUAUGUCUCAUGUGUAUGCAUAUGGGUAGAAGAAUAGGGGAGAGUAGUGUGUAAAAUAAGUUGCUCAAUGACCUUUCUUUUUUUGUGUUGGCUUUUGAGGGUUGUCUUCAUAAGUUUGUAGGUGUUAGUGUUCAUCCUUUGAUACCUUCCGCCUGUCUAAAAUUCUCUUGUAGUCAACUGGUAGAACAAUUUGAUGAUA
Molecule: messenger RNA, 2654 nt
Organism: Gossypium raimondii (Peruvian cotton)
Lineage: Eukaryota; Viridiplantae; Streptophyta; Magnoliopsida; Malvales; Malvaceae
Product: protein NTM1-like 9
Exons: 6
Coding region: 457-2364 (635 amino acids)
Biological process (GO): regulation of DNA-templated transcription
Molecular function (GO): DNA binding
Source: RefSeq, a predicted model, not a curated record